AUGACUUCCACAUUCGAUUUGCAAUCUUUCAUUCAGACAGUAGUUUACGAGGAAUCGCAUCUAGAAGAGAUCCGGAAUGAACCCCACGAACAAACAACCCCCUACGAUUUUGUCGAUCCUGACCUUGAUCUCUUAGAUCAUGUACCUUCUCCACCGGGAAGAAGUCAGAGAGAAAGGGUUUCUAAACGCCAACUAGCCUUUAUAAGUCCAAGACUAGGCGUGUUGAACAACAUACCGUUUGUGAUUCCAUUUGAACAACGGGUGACGAUCUUUCGUACUUUUGUUCAAUCUGAUCGACACCGAUUAGGACUCGACCUACAUCCAUUUGGGAAACCUAAGCACAGAGCAGUAAUCAGAAGAGAUCGAAUCUCAGAGGAUGGGUUCUUGCAUCUCAACGCAUUAGGACCAAGAUUGAAGGAUCCGAUUGAAAUCAAAUUCAUCGAUCAGUAUGGUCUUGAAGAAGCUGGGAUUGACGGAGGUGGUGUAUUUAAAGAAUUCUUAACAAGCCUUACUAAAGAUAUCUUUGAUACAAAUAAAGGUCUUUGGCUUGUGAAUCAAAAUCAAGAGCUUUAUCCUAAUCCACAUACCUUUAGUCAAGAAGCUCUUAGUUUGGAAUGGUAUGGGUUUUUAGGUCGGGUUUUGGGAAAGGCUUUGUAUGAGGGAAUUCUCAUCGACGUGGAAUUUGCGGAUUUCUUUUUGAACAAAUGGUUGGGUAAACAGUCUUAUCUAGACGAUCUCGCGUCCCUCGACCCGGAAUUGUAUCAAGGUUUACUGUUUCUGAAGAACUACAAAGGAGAUGUUGAAGCCGAUCUAUCACUGAACUUUACCAUUACAUCAAAUGAAUUCGAUCAAUCUACAACUAUCGAAUUGAUCCCUAAUGGAUCCAAAAUAUCAGUCACAGCUCGAAACCGAAUCAAUUACAUUUACUUAAUUUCAAAUUAUAAACUGAACAUUCAAUUCGAAGCUCAGUGUGCUGCAUUUUUUAGAGGAUUGAAUGAUAUUGUUGAAUUGAAAUGGUUGAGGAUGUUUAAUCAGGUGGAAAUCAAGGCAUUGAUUGGAGGUUUGGAUGGUCAAGAUCUUGAUUUCGGUGACCUUGAAAGGUGUACAGUUUAUGGAGGUUGGAAUGAAUCACAUGAGACUAUCAGAAUUUUUUGGCGCGUCGUCAAACGAUUUGAUAAUGCAACAAAACGAAAACUAUUGAAGUUUGUUACAUCUUGUUCAAGGCCACCUUUACUUGGGUUUAAAGAAUUAAGACCAGCUUUUGCGAUUAGAUCAUCUGGUGUUGAUGAAAGUAGAUUACCUUCUGCUUCAACAUGUGUAAAUUUAUUGAAAUUACCAGAGUAUAAGAGUGAAACUCAAUUAGAAGAAAAGUUGGUAUAUGCUAUCAAUUCAGGUGCUGGAUUUGAUUUAUCAUGA
This is a messenger RNA of Melampsora larici-populina 98AG31, 1416 nucleotides long. RefSeq lists its product as uncharacterized. The transcript is spliced from 3 exons. Gene Ontology annotation, molecular function: ubiquitin protein ligase activity. The coding region runs from base 1 to 1416 and encodes 471 amino acids. Gene Ontology annotation, biological process: protein polyubiquitination; ubiquitin-dependent protein catabolic process. Lineage: Eukaryota; Fungi; Basidiomycota; Pucciniomycetes; Pucciniales; Melampsoraceae. The record is from RefSeq and is a predicted model, not a curated record.